AUGGACAUGGCUGGGAAGAGGGAAGCAACCGAAGGUAUGUUUGAAAUGUAUAUAUGGAAUACAUAGGAAGGAAGUAGAUGUUGCCAUAGUCAGGAGGGAAAAAGAUAUCAGAACACAAGAGUAGUAGGUAUGAGUAUGAUAUCUUGUUGGUAAGCUUUUAAGGAUGUGGAUGGAGAGCGAAAAGAGAGAGAAAAAGGCAUGGAAUUACUGACAUUACAUUGGGCCCUUUCUAGUCUAACCAAAAUAGUGCCGGAACUACUGGCACCAAAAUAGAGGCAGGCAGACUCACCAGGACCUGGGGUGAGAUAGUGAACAUAGCAAGAGGAGAGCUGGACUCUGACUGAGGGUGAAUCCAAAAUUCAAAACAGGAAUUGCACACACCUUGUAAAAGGACCACACCAUGGUGCCUCAUGAAGCAGGGAGACUACCAAUCCCCUGAAGCAUAUCAAAUGAAGAAACUAGAUGUCUGGGCCCACAGAGGAUACAUUCAAUAUACAGACUUCAUUAGAGUAGCACGGUUCAGAGUGAAUGUGAGUCAAGCGUAUAUGUGUGUGUUGUGUGUGUAUGGGUCAGUGUUUGUGGAUAUGUACAUCUGUGCAGUUGUGUGUGUACAUAUGCAUCUGUGUGUAUGUGUCACUGUAUAUGUCCAUGGGUGUCUGUCUCUAUCUUUGUGUGUCAAUGUGCAUCUGUUGGGGGGAGGGCGGGUGUGAGCACAUACCUGCUACAAAAAAUAAAAGCCAGCAUUCAAACACCAACACUACACAUAAAUACAUUUCUGCAUUCUACCAUUAGCUUUAUACACAAAUACACAAACAUUCACAUAUGCACACGCCACACAAAAGCACACCUACAAUCACACACGUACAACCAUGCAAGGAUGGGCAAAUGGUAGAUCUACGGCUGACAAAGCAUCAUCAGAUUUGUAGGAUAGUUGAGAUCUACUUUUUGACCACUUUAUGGCUGUAUAGAGAAAGAACUAUAUGAAUGCCUGUAAGCGGAUUUGUUUUCAAGGAUCAAGAGGAAGUAAAGUAUAGAAAUAAGUAUCAAUGCUAAAGAAAAGAGAGUGGAGAGAAAGGAAUCUUACAUCAUUUCCUGUUUCCUUUAUACUGUGCAAACAUCAUUACAUAAGUGUCACAAAUUCUAAAUGAUUACACUUUGGACAUCAAGCAUCCAAGUAGUACUUGUCAAUAAUAAUAAUAAUAAUAAUAAUAAUUCUAAUGAUAAAUAAUAAUAAUAAUAGUAAUAAUUCUAAUAAUAAAUAAUAAUAUUAAUAAUAAUAAAUAAUAAUAAUAAUAGUAAUAAUAAUAAUAAUAAUUCUAAUGAUAAAUAAUAAUAAUAAUAAUAGUAGUAGUAGUAGUAGUAGUAGUAAUAAUAAUUCUAAUAAUAAAUAAUAAUAAUAAUAAUAAUAUUAAUAAUAAUAAUAAAUAAGAAUUCUAACGAUAAAUAAUAAUAAUAUUAAUAAUAAUAAUGAUAGUAAUAAUAAUCAUCAUCAUAAUAAUGAAUAAUAAUGAUAAUGAUUCUAAUGAUAAAUAAUAAUAAUAAUAAUAAUAGUAAUAAUUAUUCUAAUAAUAAAUAAUAAUAAUAAUAUUAAUAAUAAUAGUAGUAAUAAUAAUAAUCAUCAUAAUAAUAAUAAUGAUUCUAAUGAUAAAUAAUAAUAAUAAUAAUAUUUUAUAUUUUGACAAUAUAACACCUCAGAAAUGUAUACUAUUGUAUAAAGUGGAAGCAAGUAAUCAAAAACUGCUUCUAAUAAUCUUUAUCACAGCGUAAAGUGUCUGUUUCUACAUUUAUUUUUGCUUUUUCAAUCCUUGUAAAUACAUAUUUGCUAAACACAGGGAUACAUAAACAUUAUUUUAAAAUUGGGGAUGUGAGAGAUCCCCUUGAAUUUCUGUCGGUUGACUACAUUUGGUAGCCCUGUUGGGAAUGUAAUAGAGAAUAUAAAUGAAGAGGUGAGAGAUACCUAUAAACAUACAGAUGGGAUACAAACAAAGUCACAUCAUUGGGGAGAUAUAAAAAUAUUAUUUAAUACAUAUCAUCGAGCCUUGACUCAUCUGGUUACAGACAUGGUGAUAUGUUCAAUAAUAAAAAAAUGGGUUUCAGGAUAGAAGUGGAAUAAAGGAAGAUCUCUUUCUGUGAAAAUGUGAAGAUAAUUUAAAAAUAAAGAAGAAACGCUCAAGAGAAUUUAGCAGAGAGGCAGAUGGUAAGAUUGGGAACAAGAGAGGCUUUAAUAUUAGGAUGGCAGGAUAAUAGAGUAGAUAUAUCUAUUAUUAGAAAUGGCUCGUAACUAUUUAUUACUGGCAUUUAUUACUGGAUCCUUUACAUGAGUGGAUUACCAAGAGCCAGGGUAGGUGCCUAUAUGGGUACCAGGGUAGGUGCCUAUACGGGUGCCACUAUCACGUUUUUCUGUCAAGGUGUUUUGUGGUUUUUUGGGGGGGACGGGGGAUCAGGGUGUUGGUGAGAAUAUAGAAGAUGGUGCUUGUGAUGUAAAUUCAGCCUUAAUCCUUUGAGAUUACUGUUGAAUGUGGGAUAAUGUACACAAUAUAAAAUAUGAUUACUUAUUAGUAUAUCUAUUAAAGUGCUGUAUAAAUAGUAGCUAAAUUAAAAUCAGUAUUCUGUGAGUAAGAUUUUUAGUUCCCUAUGAGCUACCCAAAGUAUAUUGUCAUUACAAAUGUACAUUAAAGCUGGUAAAUAUUUCUAUGUCAUUUUAUUCUGUAGGAGAAAGCCCUGAAUUUGCUCAACUUGUAUCAAAGUUAAAAAUGGAAGAUUACAGACGAAAAAAGCUCACUCUACAGGAUGUUCUGAAUAUCGGGCAGGAAUCCAUGAAUGACAUUGAAUUACGGACAGUAGAGAACAUUCCCUGGUAUUUUCUGCAGAAUGUAAUGGCUCUGAAUGUGAACGCAAGAAAUACUAAACUUAAACAAUCUGCACAAAGAGGAGGAAAGAGAAGUCAACAUAGGUAUCAGUAUCAGAGUUUUACUGAUUUUUUAAAACCAGACUUGUCUGAUUCCGUCCACCCCCUGGAUGUCCUGUGUGUUCUCCUGAAUUGUUCAGACCAUUUCUUACAACAGGAAAUUAUAACCAAGAUGUCCAUGUGCCAGUUUGCUGUCCCUCUGUUGCUCCCUGCUGGGAAUGGCUCUAACUGCACCUUCAUGCUCUGGACAAUGAGAGACAUUGUGAAGAAAUGGACACCUCGCUCCUGUGACGACAGCAAGAGUUCUAUGGGAGACAGAUUAGUAAAUAUUCACAUGCCAACUUUCUCUUUUAUGAGACUUGGAAAAUGCACCUUUUCCAAAUCCAAAUUCCUGAAUCAUGUGCUAAGUCCAGAUCACACAAACUACAAUUUUUUUGUGAAUCAAGACAUGGAUUGUGGGAAUUACCCUCGAAAAGUCUCUGAUGGGUUAGUGGAGAUAUCCUGGUUCUUCCCUGGAGGCCAAGGAAAUCAUGACAUCUUCCCAAAACCCUUUGCUGUCACCAAUUUACGUGGUGACCUGAAAUCUAAUUGGAGGCAAUUCACCUUUCUAACACAGAUAUCUACCGCUGUCUUUAUAUUUAUUGAGAGUUUUGCUGAAAAGGAUUACAGACUGUUUUCCCAGUUCAGAGACACAGACACAAAUUAUUAUUUUAUUCUUAGUCCAAAUUACGAUGAACAGAAUGCAGAGGAAACAGCAAAAGUUCUAAAACAAUUGAAUGAAACACUGAAAAUAUCCCUGGUUAAGAACUGGGAUAAACAUGUCAUGAACUUAGUAAGUGAUAUUAGGUUAAUCAUUGCAGACUUCAUAGAGGACAGAGGAAAAACACUCAGCCUAGAGAACAUGGCAUUCUUAGCCAGUGAACAUAGAAUAAAAUUAGAUGAGAGCUUGAUGGAAUGUCAGAAUGCCAGGAAGCAUGCCUUGUCAAUCAUUAGUAAGAUAAAGGAUGUGGUGCAAUACAAGAAGAAAACUAUGCAACUGCAGGGUGAUCUGUGGAAGGAGAUAUCUAAAGUACAAAAAGAGAUAUGCAGAUUGAAAAAUCAAGGGACAUCUGCCAGCGACGGUUACAAAAAUAACCUCACGGACAAAUGCUCUGAAUUAACAAGGACCCAAUAUCAGAAUUCAAUGCCAGAUGGCAUUAAGACCUUUAUCCAAUCAAUAACAAAAUUCACAUAUACAGAGAAAGUUUACUUCAUGAAAUGGAUGAGAUUUUAUCUUGACUCAUUUACUCAAAACUAUGCAUUUUUGCAACCCAAGAAUAAAAGUAAUGGCAUUAAGACACCAAAAAAAAUUCAGCUGGAACAACUUUGCCAAAAUAUUUCAGACAGUUCUUUGGGUAUAGAACACUUCCUGCGUGAGAUGGGGCAGUUCUAUGAAGCUGAAUGUUCUAUGAUUAAACAGAAACAAAUCAGUCCAAACCAAAGACAACACAGUCAUCUCCCAGGAAUAGCUGCUGAUCUCCUGCUGGAGGGGUUCCUGUUGGAGCUGAUUGAUGGAGAUGCCUCCAACAUCCCCCUGCAGUGGAUAACUGAUGUCCUGACAGAGCUGGACACCAAGACUGGAGGACAAUGCAGAAUGAUAGUGAUCAGUGUGCUGGGAGUUCAGAGUACGGGGAAAUCCACCCUACUGAACACCAUGUUUGGUUUGCAGUUUCCAGUGGGCAGUGGACGAUGUACACGAGGGGCUUUCAUUGCACUUGUAAAAGUGAAAGAAAAUGUCCGGGAGGAGUUGGACUGUGACUUUAUUCUGGCUAUUGAUACUGAAGGUCUGAAAGCUCCUGAAUUGUCUUCUUUGGAGAACAGUUAUGAACAUGACAAUGAGCUGGCAAUGCUUGUGUUUGGGCUGAGUGAUAUCACUAUAAUUAAUACAUCCAUGGAAAACAUGGCAGAAAUGAAAGAUAUUCUGCAGAUUGUGGUUCGUGCUUUCCUAAGGAUGAAUGAAGAUAGAAAUAAACGAAACUGUCACUUCGUACAUCAGAAUGUAAGUCAUGUGACAACAUAUGACAACGAGGUUGGCAGAGCAAAACUUUUGAAAGAACUAAAUGAAAUGACAAAAGCAGCAGUUGAGAUGGAGAGAAGAGACAAAGCCAUGGAAUUUUCAGAUAUCAUUGAUUAUGAUCCUGAAAGGUACACCUGGUACAUUCCUGGAUUAUGGCAUGGGGUCCCACCCAUGGCCUCAAUAAAUCAAGGAUACAGUGAAAAUGUCUUUAAAUUAAAAAAACAUUUAUUUAGAUUCAUAAAAGAAAGACAAUUUCCUGAGCCACAAAACAUUGAUACAUUUAUUGAGCGGAUGAAGAGUUUGUGGAAUACAGUGAAACAUGAAACCUUAAUUUUUAGUUUCCAGAACAUUCUAGAGGUAGAAGCCUAUAAUCAACUGUUUAUGAAAUACUCAGAGUUGGAAUGGAAUUUCCGCCAGAAGGUUCAUACUGAAUUAUCUAAAUAUGACAAUAUCAUUAAAAGAAACAUUGAUGACAAUCUUUAUACAUUAUCAGAUUUUGAAGAAAACUAUCUAAAAACCCUGCUAGACCAAGAGGAGGUAAACAUGACCCAAGAAUUAUCAGAGUUCUUUAAGAGUAGCUGUGCCAGUGUGCUUCUGCUAGAAAGAAACAGGGAAGAUUUUCUAAAUCGCGUGAAAAGUCUUAGGAAAGAUCUUGGAGAUAUAGCAUCAAAAAAAUGUUCAAAGACUAUCCAAAUCCAAAAUGUAAAGAAUGGGAUUUUACAUACACAAGAUAAAUGUCAGCAGCAAAUUGAAAAAAUGCUCCAUGAACAUUUGGAGAAUAACAGAAUGAAGCAAUGUGUGCUGAAUGAGAUGGGAAUGAAGUUACAGUUUGAUGCAUUGUGGAAUGAUAUUCUAUUCAAAUUAAAAGUGUCUCGUUUGAUGUACCAUCGAAUAGAUAUGGAAAUGCUGGAGCAACUGAAACGGGAGAUGAUAAACAGACCAGGCAAUGUCACACAGAAAUUACACAAUAUUAGGUUUCUAAAAGUCUAUGGAGAGAAGCAAUUUGAAAUAACAAAAGGCUACAUAGAUCUUACUGGAUCCUCUAUAAAAAGAGUCAAGGAAUUAUUUUUCAACAAUUCUUGUAGAAAGUUAAAAAUAACUGCACAGUCAUUAGCAGAUAAUUGUGCUGAAUAUGUUCUAAAUAAAGUGAAAACAAAAGACGAUUACAAUGAAAUGUACUGUCAGGAAUUAUUAACCAUGAUAAAUGAAAAGCUGGAGGAAAAGAAAGUUACAAAACAUCACCCCACGGCAUUGUUUGAGGUGGAUCUGAAACUGCAUAUAUUGGGUAAAGCAGCCCCUCACUUUCAGAAGAUGCAUGAGGAUUUUGUAAACAGAAAUGAUCCCAAACUGCUUCUUAAUAAACUGAAACCUCAUUACUUCAAUAAAUAUAAGAGCAGCUUCCAGCCAGGGCCUGAUAUACAUGGGGACUGAUGGAACUGCAGCUUCAGGGCCAUGCCCAUGGAAGGGGCCCAUUGAUUUACAUUAUUUUUUUUACUACUCUUCACAUGCUCUUGCUUAAGUCUGGAAACUUAAGAAGGAUGUAGGGGAACAAAACUAGUGUGGACUGGCUGACAAUGAAAUUAGUUAAGGUAAAGCUGACUUUGCGCACUAUGCAAAUGCUCUUGUUGCUUCAGUCUCUCUAACACUGUGGCAUGUUCCCUUUCUUCUACACUCACUACAUACACAUUUCCUCUCUCACAGACUGUAUAACAGGAGCUUCUGCCUGCUAGUAAGGAGACAAGUGGACCAGCAAGUGUUAGGGGACAGUCCUUACAAAGCAUGGAGCGAGCGCAUCAUCAGACGCAUGUAUGCCAAGCUCAUUGUAUGUCCUUUGAUGGCCAGCAUGCAUGAUUGGCAGGCAGCCUGUCAUGCAUUUACACAAGAUUGACCUUCUAAUUCUUUGGGUAGACAUGCCCCCUUUUUCGGUUCUGGUUAUGUGACUCAUGGCAGUGGCUUACACUUUUAUCCCAGCCACCGACCUUCUGCUUCAACGGAGCUAGUUAGGGGGUAUGGAUUUACUUGAAAGAUGAAAGUGAAUGAUUAGCAUAAAGUAUGUGUUUUCUUAUAGCUGUAUCCUGUGAGUGACCCUCCAGCACCACCUCCGCCAGAUACACGAUGCUUGGGAGGCAGGACUGUUUUAAUGUUUUAUGUUGAUAUGUGGGGAUAUUUAUGGGAUGAUAAUAUUAUACAGUUGAGAAUUGCCCACUAUUUCAAUUCUCUUAGAUCUUAGAGAUCGUUAUCAUGUAAGUGAAAUGUAUUCCAUACAAAUAAAAUCCCAAUUUGUUAUAAAAAUAGAUAUAAUUUAUUGUGACAAAUAAAAUAAUAAUAAUAUUAGGCAGCAUGCAUGAUAACAAUCAGUGAAUGUUUAGUAUAACUUAAGUAUGUAAUACAAUGGCAAUAUUAAAACAAUCCAAUGGCUAACAGCAUCAACUGUCACUUAGUAAGAUUAAUGAGGUAUUUCACAGACGCAGAAAGCUAUACUUCCAGCGAAAAGCCACAAAAACCUUGGCUAACAGUUAGAUCAACUGAGUAAUCCUUUCAAUGCUGGUUAGUCCUUUUAGACAUAGAAAAUCCUAUUCUAUUGCUAUUUUUAAUUAAAAUAAAAUUCAAACCAGCUCAUUAAUCAAUUCCUGGAACCAUCCAAAAGAGUCAAAUCUACAGAUUCUAUAAGCCGAAUUUUAAUUUGCCUAAAAAGAUAUCUUAUUUCAGAGCAAAUUAACACACAGAUAAAAACAGCGGUAUGCUAACACAUGGUAAGAUACCAGUACUAUGUAAUUAUCUGACUCCACCUGCAGAAUGGAGUGUUAUAACUACAUAUUCUUUAUUUAAUUAAGAUUCCUCAAUUAUGGGAUCUGAUCGUGAUUUAUCCAUGCAUAUAUCCUGCUAUUAAUAGAUUUUAAUUAAUUUUAGAUUAAAUAAAACCAGCAUAAUUACCAGUUAUGAUGUAGAUGCUCUCAUCAGAUGCUCUUAGUUAAUCCCAGGAAUUGAAGUGUGGUUAUGUGUGUGCAAAGAGAUAGUGAAAUUAAGUGUUCUGUGUCUCUCUCCUCAGUCUGUUUGUAUGAGGGUCUGUCUGUCUCAGGUGUCCUUCCGUGUGUCUCAUCCUGAAUUGGAAUUUCAAUCUGAAAGCCCAAACUAA
Pelobates cultripes (western spadefoot toad) is the source of this 8100-nucleotide messenger RNA. Lineage: Eukaryota; Metazoa; Chordata; Amphibia; Anura; Pelobatidae. The record is from the annotation of a GenBank genome assembly.